Molecule: messenger RNA, 1428 nt
Organism: Linum tenue
Lineage: Eukaryota; Viridiplantae; Streptophyta; Magnoliopsida; Malpighiales; Linaceae
Source: the annotation of a GenBank genome assembly
GCCGCCUUAUCUUCUCCCCAAACUCCCAGUUUCCCACAAUCCGCCGGAAGGGGAAAUCGAAUUUUCCAACGGUUCAAAAUUUCCCUUCAUUUUCGCAACAAUGGAGGCGACCUGGGUCUCCAAAUUCCCGCUAUCCUCCGCCGCACUGACCAAUUACCCGCCGCCGUUCACCGCUUCACUUCCCAUUUCCAGACGAACCCUAUUCAGAUCAAGCGAAUCCCGCCAUUGGGUUUCUUACGGAAUCCACAGCGUUACUCACUACCCAUUUCCUAAAUUGACUCGAAGGCUGUUUCUUCCUUCCGUUUCCGGCAUAUGGGAUGCGAUAACCGGCGGAGAUAAAGCCAGGGAAGCUGUUCUGGCCGUCCGUCGGGGAAUGCUGCUCUUUCGACAAGGAGAUGUGGUUGGUUCCUUAGCGGAAUUCGAUAAGGCGAUUGAGUUGGAUCCUCGUCAGAAGGCAUGAAGUUUGAGUCUUUAUGGAUAUUGGUUCUUCUCCCUUUCCUUAUGGAUGAAUUGGGAGUUUCUUUUCAGAUAUGUGGCAAAGGGGAUUAUCUCUUUACUAUCUGGACAGGUUCGAAGAAGGCGCAGAGCAAUUCCGGCUUGAUGUUGCGAUGAACCCAAAUGACACAGAGGAAUCUAUCUGGUGCUUUCUUUGUGAAGCUCAGUUGUUUGGUGUUCAUGAGGCAAGGAAGCGAUUUCUCGAGGUUGGUAGAGAUCCGCGGCCAGUGAUGAGAGAAGCUUACAAUAUGUUUAGAGAUGGUGGCGAUCCGGAGAAGUUUGCAGCUGCAUUUUCCAAUGGCCGCGAGAAUGAGUACUUCUACGCCUCUCUAUACACUGGACUUUACCAUGAAUGCCAGAAAGAAGCAGAUUCAGCUAAGUUCCAUCUGGUUGCAGCUUGCAAGUCUGUAUAUGGGAAAAAAUCUGAUGACUAUAUGGCUUCUCUUGCUAAAGUUCACUGUCAAUGUAGAAAUUGGAGCAUUGACUAAAAGAGUGAGAACAAAGAAGGUCAAUCAUUGGUUGCUUGGUUGCGUCAUGGUUGUUGAGCUUUCUUUCUUGGUUGAGCAGAAAGCGCUCAUGCUUGGAUACAAGUUCUCUGCCUCUCCAGUCUCCACCAUGAUGUAAUUCCCGAGCUGUCCAACUGGAGUCAAGGGAAAAUUGGAUAGUCGGAUCAGGUGAUUCAGCCCAAACGAACAGGUUUACGAAAUACUGUUGAGAGAGAGAGAGAAAGGCAAUUCAAUGUCACUUGUAAAUGACAUUAUUGUUUUAUGAUUUGUAAUGUUUUCUCAUCUGGAUUUGUAACGUCUCUGUGUUUAAUAAAUAAACACUACUAGAUAAAUUGGCCCGCGCGUUGCAGCGGGUAAGACAUUUAGUUCUUAAUUUUUUUUAAAAUUGUUUGAUUUUUUUACAUAUUUUAACAAUCUUAAUAUCCAA